AUGGCAACCACCGAUGCAAACAUCCCCACCGCCAGGACCCAGGUACCCCUCGAUGACGUCACGGUCCAGAAUGCCGCCCGCACUAUCCAGAGGGCAUAUCGCGGCCAUCGCAGUCGCCGUGAGCUGCGCGGUCUAGGACUCGAUGCGUCAACGCGAUGGGUUGAGGCCGUUAAAGAUGCCGAAUGGCACCUCCUUCAUCGGCCCACCGCGCCCUCCUCCGAGACCAACAACACCCCGAAAGGCCAAGCCCGACUGAACUGGAAACGCGCUGUCAGCGUGGCCAAACAAGCCGGCGGCGACGACAACACCGACCUCGGCCCAACGCCCACAUCGCCUACCGAUGGCAGCCCUCGAUCAUCAUGUCAGUCGCAGCCGAUUUCGCCCACCAGGACACGCCCGCAUGACCUCCCGCCCGGUACGUCCGCGAAGACGAUGGGCCUGCAGUACUUUUUGGAAAUGGUGGACCUGAAACAUCGGCAUGGGAGUAACCUGCGAAAAUACCAUACCUAUUGGAUGAACUCGCCGUCGAAGGAGAAUUUCUUCUACUGGCUGGACCAUGGCGAAGGGAAGGACUUAGAGUUGCCGAAAUGUUCCCGUGAGCGGCUGAAUCGGGAACAGGUGCGGUAUCUGACCAGGGAGGAGCGAAUGAAUUAUCUGGUCAAGGUGGAUGUGGCGGGGCGAUUUCGCUGGGCGAAGAAUGAGGAGCUGGUGUGCACAGAUACUACGAGCUUCAAAGAUAGUUUGCGAGGAGUGGUGCCGGUCGAGGAAGAUGCGCCGCCGUUCAAAGGGAACUCCACGCAUGCGCCGUCGUCUUCGUCUUCGUUGUCCUCGUCUGCAGAGGAUUCCGAUUUGGUGGACUCGGACUCUGAUUCGGCGGAGUCGUCGUUGAGUUCGUCUAGCGGUGAGAUAGAGAAACUGGAGAAAGAUGACUAUCAGUCGGCGAAAUUCGUAAAGCGACUGGUUCAUGCGACACCCGGAGGGGUGUUGAAGCAGCUACGGGGGAAAUCUGCGAAAAAGGGCGACAUGUGGAUAUUUGUCGCCGAUACCUCCUGGCGUGUAUACAUCGGAAUCAAAGAGUCCGGAGCAUUCCAACACUCCUCGUUCCUACGAGGCGCUCGCAUCGCGGCGGCAGGAUUAAUCAAGAUAAAGGAGGGACAGCUGCGAAGUCUCGCACCACUCAGUGGUCAUUAUCGUCCCCCGGCUGCCAACUUCCGUGCAUUUGUCCACGCAUUACAAGACCAAGGUGUUGACAUGUCCCGUGUCUCAAUGAGCAAAUCGUACGCCAUAUUGGCUGGAAUAGAGGGAUACGGCAAGGCCAAGCGCACAGUUCGAGCGCUGCAUGAGAAGGUAGACAAUUCGAAACACAAGAUCCAGAGUAGCUUGCACGCGACAGGAGAGGAUCACGACGAUGCGCACGGCAAGGCUUCGACUCACGGUCUGAGUGAGAAGGUUCUGCCGUUCCAUACGAAAACCUCUGAUGCCCAGUCCACUAAAGACAACCAACCGCCACGAUAG
This is a messenger RNA of Aspergillus affinis, 1515 nucleotides long. RefSeq names its product IQ calmodulin-binding motif protein. The record is from RefSeq and is a predicted model, not a curated record. Gene Ontology annotation, molecular function: protein binding. NCBI's taxonomy places the organism in Eukaryota, Fungi, Ascomycota, Eurotiomycetes, Eurotiales, Aspergillaceae. The coding region runs from base 1 to 1515 and encodes 504 amino acids. The transcript has 5 exons.